UGACCUUCAUGUUGGCCGCACUUUUGCGACCUCCACCGCUGCGGUCUGUGGCUCGGCGUUCUUUCACUGUCUCUUUUCCUCGGUUGGCGGGGAAGCUCCCAGAUGUAGGAAAUCCUCACGAAACAUUCGACGCGUCGCCUUCCCCCGCGGCACCUCUGCAUGCAUACCCCACUGAACCCUCCGGUGCCAUGGAUGUCGGCCAAUACAUGUCCACGGUUUCUCAGGAUAUCUCCAAGCGCGCUGAACUCUCCGACAUAGUACCAGUAGGGCCGCUAAGGAAAGAACGAGUCAUCCCGCAUCGCCUGCACUGUCAUUCGACAAACAGAAAUACCAUCAAUACUUUUACGGAUCCCAACGGGAACACUAUUUCAUGGUUUUCCGGCGGUUCAUGUGGGUUCAAAAAACACAACCGCUCGUCGUAUGAGGCAGGGUACCAAUGCGCUGUGCGGAUGUUCGAGAGCAUGGCUCCUGUUUUGACGCAGGGAGAAGGGGUCAAGGUGGAUCUGUUCUUGAAGGGCUAUGGUCAGGGGCGAGACGCGAUGCUCAAGGCGCUCAUGACGGAACAAGGAGAAAAAGUACGAGGCAAUGUAGUGUCCAUCACGGACCGCACUCCCAUCAAAAUUGGAGGAACGCGGUCAAGAAAGAUGAAGAGACGGUAGACGUCGUCCUGCGGCCGCUCAGAAAAGUACUUCUAUACUCUAUAGCUUUGCUGUCGGCUCGAAGUGCGCGUCGCUGCUGUACUUCAAAUACGCCUCCCGCUGCAGCGAAUUGAAUCCGACGCGUUUGUCCAUCUCUAUGUCUUCUAUCAAUGCCUCUGUUCCAAUGUCAGCAUUCGAGAAUCCAGUUGUGUCUGUCAUCUACCCCUAGAUGUAUAAUCAAGCUCUGGCCGAAUGUAGCCCAGCACGAUGGCUUUCAUCUCAUAGCCAUAGAAGUCGGAGUGGUAUUCGUGCAUGAUGUGAAUUUCCUGUGUAUUGAAUUCACGCGACCCUCUUGCACGCAGAUAAGCAAGACUCACGGCUGUGAGGCGCUCGUUUUUAUAGAAUGGAUUCCAUCCGAGGCUCAUAACCAUGGGCUGCACGCUGCGAUCCUCCUGACUCAUCUCUGAGGGGCCGUCUUUAGACGGCAGUACCUGCGCAUAACCGUAGUAGACUCCGGUUUUCGCCACGGUGCUCAUGACAGUAAUCGAUUCGUCUGGUAGAUUGGCUAUGUCGAGUCAGUUGAGAUGUCUCAGCGAGAGAUUGGGUCGUUUCGAACCAGUGGGGCAUCCCAACUCCUUCCCCCCACGACCGAAUCCUCGUUGCACGGGUCCCGACAGGAAGAUGGGAAACGGAGCUUCAGGUAGAUCCGGCCCUACGAUUUCAGGACGGGAAAGCCGAAACUCGGAGGUCUUCUGAGGCGCUUCAGGACGCUCAGCUAGCUGUGCUUGUUCGGCUGCGGUGGGCAUGGGAGUAGAAACAAAGUGGGAUGUGUGACAUGAUAAUGAGGCGAGUUAUGAUCAAGAUAAUCUGGUAGCGCUGACUCAUGACCUUGAUGCCAACAACGACCUAGUAGUAAGCGAAGCUGUGUGUCCCUUUCCAGUUCGACGACUCGCGAUGCAGAGUCAGCCUCCUCCACCCUCGUCAUACUACGCGUACCAGACGCCGGCUACGCCUGCUCCUGCUCCUGCGGGAUCCUACAAUCCAUAUGCUCAAUAUUCCACGCAAAUUCCCGGCUAUUCACAGAGCUACUUUGCGAGCUAUCAUCUCCCUCCCGCUCCGCCGCCGAAGCCUGCAACUCCCCCUCCCGCUGAUUUGCCUCCACCUCCCCCGGAUCUCACGUCUAUCACACCCGCGGUGGCUUCGGGCGUGGUCCAACGGCUGAUAGUAUCCGAAUUGAAGGCCGCAGGAUUCGCGAGCGCGCAGUCGAAGCCAGUGGAACUGCUGGAAAGAAAUGUGGUGGCUUUUAUCGAGCGUCUCUAUGAACGUGCACAUCAAUAUGCGAACCUUUCUAACCGCUCCUCCGCCAUCGUAACCGACCUAAUUCUCGCGUCUGACGAAUUCGGCCUUCCACCAGAGGAGCUCAGACCUUUACGGAAGAAACUUGCCAGAAGGAAGAAGAAGGGAAAGGCACGAUCUGCACCAACUCUUGACCCUGCGCCCUCGCGUUCACCAUCUCCGGAACGGCUACCUUCAGACGAUGAAACUCAACCCGCAAUUCCUUUGAGUCUGAGAGGGCUUCCGCACACUUACCCCACGUUGCCACCGAAGCACACAUACCUGCGGACACCGGCAAGUCGUGCAUCGCCGCCAAAACGAGCUGCUAUUCCUACACUGGAAAAGAAACUCGAAACUGCCGCAAGAGUCCAGACGUCAUUGAAAAACCUGAUGAUCGCCACGGAAGAUGCCCAAGGCCAAGAAGAUGGUGAAUUGUUGGGACACAUUGUCAACUGCGAAACCUACCUCCAUCCUCGAAAGCGAUGGAAACUGACACGCAAGCGCGCAAAGACUUCACACUCAGGAUAAUUCGGGAAGGGUUGCUACGAUGCUGUAUAUUGUUUGUUCUUAAUUCGCAUUGCUCUCGUCAGCCGCGGUGGACGUUUGGAAUCGGGAAGAACGCCUUCGCGGCAAGUUUUCGAACUUGGUCAUGCGAGCUUGAGCUUUUACUCCAGCCGCAGUCGGCUGAGCUGGGCCUCUUACAGCGGACUGCCGAGGUCGCUUGCUCGAUGGGCCCGAAUCGCUGUCCUCGGAGUCGGCUGCCUUGCGCUUCUUCGACGAAGCUGUGGGUUUCUGCGGCGGACGUCCUUUUUUUGCCUUCGACGUGACAUCUCCGACUGGUUCUUGAGUUUCCUUGGCCGAAGCGACCUUCUUUGUGGGCUGGGCUCUCCUUGGUUGGGGACGAGCAGCUUGUGCAGCAACAUCACCUUGAAGAGUGUGGUCACGUGUAGGCUGAGGAGUGGCUUGCACGGAUUCAGGGACCGGUGAGUUAGCUCCAGAACGAAGGACGCCUGAUUGAAUAAGUUCCUCGUAACGAAUACGACACUAACGCCAAUGAGUGAGUUAUUGAGAUGGAAGCAGUUGACACACCGUAUUUCCUGAUUUGCCGAUCAGACCAGACACCACUUUCCAUUUCUUGCCGACUUUUUCCACCGCCUCGGCGAGUUGUUCGUCAGCCUCGUCAUCCCAGCCUUCCAUUUCUUUGCCUUCAGUCGUUCCAUGCACCUGCCAUCGCUCGCGACAUUGUUCGUGCGUUCGGCCAGGCAUGGCGCUCGCAACUUCAGACCAGGACGGUCCAUACCCAGCUACCGCAGCCUGUAGCCGUGCGUCCUCUUGAGUUGUCCACGCUCCACGGCGAACCGAAGGGUCCAGAAAACGGGCGUAUCUGCCAGAGCAUUGCUGAGGCGUAAGAUCUGACGCAACAAACUUGGCCACUGCUCAAAUUAGUCCGGGCUAGGAUGCAGAACAUAGUUCGACACACCCAGACUCCACGAUUGCCCGUAUUGGUUGACGGCAUCGAGGAUCUUGCGGUCAGAUUCCGUAGUCCACGAGUGUCUCGUCCGGCUCGCGCCGUGCCGCAUGCAAUCGAGAGGGAGACGGUUGGUCUAACGGAGUCAGUGCAAGCAAGACAUGGCGCAUAGAGAUUGAAUCUUACCCCUAGUUCGCGUGCGACGUCUACCCAAUUGAUCGGAGACCCUGCGGGGCGCUUUCCGAUGAUCGUUUGUAACGUCUGUGUUUCUUGCGAACUCCAUGGUUUUUGGUUGCAGUUCGCCUGCCAUUUGAUGCGGCAUUCCUCGGCAGAGCGUGCAUAUGAAGAGGCGUCAGAUACCUGUCCGAUGUCAUCCAUGCCGACUAGAUUGAACUCAGAAGAUCACACCUUCUCAGCUAUGACGGACCAGUUGAGUCUCUUCAGGAUGUCAGAGGUACUGGGGAGAGAUCUGGAUAUGAUCGCCGGUUUUCGGAGUCCA
Mycena citricolor is the source of this 3940-nucleotide messenger RNA. The record is from the annotation of a GenBank genome assembly. Lineage: Eukaryota; Fungi; Basidiomycota; Agaricomycetes; Agaricales; Mycenaceae.